Sorex fumeus (smoky shrew) is the source of this 1244-nucleotide messenger RNA. RefSeq names its product COP9 signalosome subunit 7A (gene COPS7A). The record is from RefSeq and is a predicted model, not a curated record. Gene Ontology annotation, biological process: COP9 signalosome assembly. NCBI's taxonomy places the organism in Eukaryota, Metazoa, Chordata, Mammalia, Eulipotyphla, Soricidae. The coding region runs from base 173 to 1000 and encodes 275 amino acids. The transcript is spliced from 8 exons. Gene Ontology annotation, cellular component: COP9 signalosome.
GAGGGGCCAGAGCGGCCCGGUUGGGAGGUGGCAGGAAAGGCUCGGAACAGCUGCCGGAGGUGACGGAGCUGCGGCCCCGCCUGGCGCGCUGGAAGAGGAAGCUUCCAGGUAGCGGCCCGCAGAGUCUGACCCAGGCUCCAGACAUCGGGAGCCCAGGUCCCCCCACCCAGCCAUGAGUGCCGAGGUGAAGGUGGCAGGGCAGAACCAGGAGCAGUUUCUGCUCCUGGCCAAGUCCGCCAAGGGGGCGGCGCUGGCCACACUCAUCCACCAGGUGCUGGAGGCCCCUGGCGUCUACGUGUUUGGGGAACUGCUGGAUAUGCCUAAUGUCAGAGAGCUGGCCGAGAGUGAUUUCGCCUCCACAUUCCGGCUCCUCACAGUGUUUGCAUACGGGACAUACUCAGACUACCUCGCCGAGGCCCGGAACCUCCCCCCGCUCACGGAAGCUCAGAAGAAUAAGCUUCGACACCUGUCGGUCGUCACUCUCGCCGCCAAAGUCAAGUGUAUCCCCUACGCGGUGCUGCUGGAGGCGCUGGCCCUGCGCAAUGUGCGCCAGCUGGAGGAUCUGGUCAUCGAGGCCGUGUACGCCGACGUGCUCCGCGGCUCCCUGGACCAGCGCAACCAGCGGCUGGAGGUGGACUACAGCAUCGGGCGGGACAUCCAGCGCCAGGACCUCAGUGCCAUCGCCCGGACCCUGCAGGAGUGGUGUGUGGGCUGUGAGGUGGUCCUCUCCGGCAUCGAGGAGCAGGUGAGCCGGGCCAACCAGCACAAGGAGCAGCAGCUGGGCCUGAAGCAGCAGAUCGAGAGCGAGGUCGCCAACCUGAAAAAGACCAUUAAAGUGACGACCGCCGCUGCCGCCGCCGCCACCUCUCAGGACCCGGAGCAGCACCUGACGGAGCUGCGGGAACCAGCCCCGGGCACCAGCCAGCGCCAGCCCAGCAAGAAGGCCUCCAAGGGCAAGGGGCUCCGUGGGAGCGCCAAGAUCUGGUCCAAGUCGAACUGAAGGGACCGUGGUUUCCACCGUGGGCAUCUGGGCUUCCAUCCACCUGCCCGCCCCCCCCCCCCGCCCCCCAGGAGCCCGCCGAGGGCCUUCCUGUGCCCCUGGUCAACUGAUAAUUCUGCGUUCCUGUACCUUCCCCCCCCACCUCCCUCCCCUCCCCACCCCAAGCGUAGACGGGAGACAAGUACAAGUCAUGCUUGUGUUGGCACUUGCUGUUGGACGCGACUCUCUUAUUUGGCCCCAUUGU